Messenger RNA from Aspergillus candidus, 1718 nucleotides. RefSeq lists its product as uncharacterized. The record is from RefSeq and is a predicted model, not a curated record. NCBI's taxonomy places the organism in Eukaryota, Fungi, Ascomycota, Eurotiomycetes, Eurotiales, Aspergillaceae. The transcript is spliced from 2 exons. Bases 293 to 1126 code for a protein of 277 amino acids. Gene Ontology annotation, molecular function: protein dimerization activity.
GUCGGAGCCGGCCGUCGUCUUCGUUUCGAAUCGUCUGCUGGAUGUUGUUCUUCCGGCUGGGGUGAUCCAAAGAACACGAAAGCUGCUAGAUGACUCUGGUCUGUGAGCAGAUUACAUCAUUGUCUGGAUUCUCCUUUUAUAUCCCUGGUCUGGCUGUUACGAUCCACGGUACUCCUCACCACGAUCAGCUUCAACUUUGAUAUCAAUCUCGAAAUCCUUCCCAUCACCAAACACUACUCUCAACACAACUCUACUAUCAAGAACAACAUCACUCAAUAGAGUGUAUCCAUCCAUGAACACAAUGGCCUACUCCGAGCCCGACCCCCUCUCGGGCAAUUGGUCCUACGACAGUGCCAUCGACCUCUUUGCCCUCAAUCCCGUCUUCCCCGAUCCCUUCCAGAUGGAUCUGGCCGACGAGCUGCUGCCCAUGGACCCCAAGGAAUUCUCCGAACGUCCAGUCCAGCAGUCCAUCACCGGUUAUUCCAUGUCUCACCACCCGGGCAAUGAGGCUGCGUCUUUACCAUCGGACGUCGAAAGCGACGAUCAGUCCUGGUCCCCCACCCACCUCUCCUCCCUCGACAACUUCGCCAUGGACAUGCUCAACUUCGACAACCACCCUCCAUCCAGCCCAACCCACCGCCGUCAAUCCUACCCACCAGCCGCCAAACCCGCCCGCCGGUCGCGCUGGCCCAGUUCCGAGCCCCACGACGACGAGUCCGUGCCCACCCCCGCAGAGAUCGACUCCGCUGCACCUCGCAAACCUCUCAAGCGCACGCUCUCCGAGGACUCGGCCAGCAGCGGCGGCGGUCCAACCGGUCCCGCCACCGGUCGCAACGCCGCCAAACGCGCCGCCCACAACAUCAUCGAGAAGCGGUACCGCACCAACAUGAACGCCAAGUUCGUCGCCCUCGAAAAGGCCAUGGCCGGCGCCGUCGGCACGAGUAUGUCCGCCUCGGCCACGGCAGCUUCGCGGCCCACGCGCGGCGGGUCGUCGGCCUCCCUCAAGAAGUCCGAGAUUCUCUCCAAUGCCAUUGCCUACAUGCAGGAGCUGCAAGAGGCGAACCAGGCUAUGCGGAAGGAGAUGACGCUACUCCGGCAGAGUAUGGGCCUGGGGAGACGCUACUAAAUCUACUGUUGGUCCGAUUUUCCUCUCGGUCCGAUUGCACUCUUGAGUUCGACUUCUGAAUCGUACCGGGAUCCCUCUUAUCAUUUCUUUACUUAAUGUAUAUUAAUCUUUCAUUUGUGACGGCUGAGAAAAAGUAUUCAUUGCAUGACACCGGGAUGGGGCUGGCUAUGGGAUGGAGUUAUCUUUCUUUCUUUCUUUCUUUAUUUUCAUUUCCUUUGUUUUAUAUCAUUGACCAUCAUGGGAUACCCGGAACACCAAUCCAACUCCACUUCAUCACCUUGAGCAAGUUCCAACUUCGAAUUUCCAAGUAUAGUUCAUUCCAUAAAAUCCCCAAGAUAAAUGUGUCGAGUCCUGGACAGGUGAAACCCAGCAAACCUAGUAGCAAGUACAACACAGGUUUGGACCCACACGGGCCUCUCCAUCCGAGGUCCAGAACCCAGCCACGAACGUCACAAGUGGAUCAGUUUGUCUGACAGCUGUAAGACUGCUGUCUGGGCAAAGUCCGCUUUUUUCAUUCAUCCUUUUUUUCUCUCUUUCUUUCUCUCUUUCUUUCUUUCUUUUUUCUCUCAUGUAUACCUCUCUUUUCCCAUGU